UUUAACAGCCACAGUUGGCUCUGGUACUCUGGUCUGUAAUGCAAAGGUACGGUAGAAAGGGGAAGUGUUACGUCAAUGUUUAACGCCCAAACGAUUGUUUUAGCGCUUUCGCUUCACAAUAGCCUUGGGCGUUAGUUUUAUUUGUGUUGUUGAGCCUGCUAAACGUCAAUUAUUCAUUUAUUCAUUCAAUCAAGUGCUUGAUAAAUAUCUGGUCAUGUACGGUCACAUUUUGUCAUAAUUGUUAUGCUUUUAAAGUAUUUACCACUAGAUACAUUUGUGUGCUAGGUUGAAUGGAAGGCUCCUUACUAUAAUCUUUUAAGAUUAUAGAUUUGUUUUUCCAAGUCACAUUUAGUAGGUUUUAUAUUGGUUUAUGACUUUAUAUACAAAGUAAGGACCUUCUAACAUUCUUUUUGUAACAGCCACUUACAAAAUGUUGGGUAUAAACUCAUGGCACCAGUGUAGCAUUUUCAUAUGUCUGUAUGUAGGCUACAUGUUUUAUAUUUUCAACCGAAAGUCCUUCUCAUUUGUAAUUCCUAACAUUGUUGAGACCGAUGGUCUAAACUCUGGCGAUGUGGGUACAAUUCUCAGUGCCCAAGCUGUGGCCUAUGGCAUUGGAAAGUUUGUAAGUGGCAUGCUGGUUGAUCGGUUUAGUGCUACUAAACUGUUUUGUGCUGGUCUUUGUCUAUGCGGUGCAUCCAACAUUUUGUUCAGUGUUUCACCACCUGGGUACUUCAGUGUUUUGUGGUUUUUCAAUGGAUUGGUUCAGGGACCUGGAUGGCCAUCAUGUGCCAUAAUGCUGAAAAAGUGGUUUUCUCCAGCUGUAUUUGGAACACUUUGGAGUUCAUUGAGCACAUCUAUGAAUGUUCCAGCAAGUUUGGGGCCAAUUGCUUGCUCAGUAUUCAUUGCAUGGUCAAGUGGGUCUUGGAGACCUGUCAUGCUAUUUUUUGGGGGUGCUUCCAUCUGUGUCUCAUUUGGAUCACUCUUUGUACUUAAAGACAGACCAGAAGAUGUUGGUCUGACUUUGGAAAUGCUAACAGGUGAGAAGAAGAUAGCAGAAGAUCAAAAGAAGAAUAAAGAGUCUACAAUGACCAAAUCAAAACAUUCCACUUGGUCAAGAAUUUUAUCUAGUCCUUACACUUAUGUGGUCUGUGGUGGGUUUCUUGUGAGUCUAAUAAUCAAAGGAGUCGUGUGUGAUUGGGGCUCUUUGUAUUUGAUACAGGAAAAACAAGGAGACCAGUUCCUGACAGGUGCCUUUUUGGGAACUUUAGAGUUGGGUGGUGUUAUUGGAAGCAUAGCUUCAGGUUACUUAAGUGACGUAGCUGUUGCAAAGAUAGGAAUUAAGCAAAUUGGGCAACCAAGGCACUUUGUCCUCUUUGUGCUAUUCCCACUUCUGUUCUUAUCUAUGUAUGCAUUGCGUGUAAUUGUGACAGACUUGCCCAGCCAACAAACCUUUGUCAAUGGACUUGGAUUUGUCCUAGGAUUUUGUAUGUAUGGUAUCAUCAGCCUUGUUGGAGUACUGGCUUUGGAAAAUUCUGCAGAUGACAUUGCAGGCACCACACAUGCUUUUUGUGCUCUCUUGGGGAACGUUGGACUUACAUUGGCAGGUUUACCAUUCUCUGCGGUCAUGGAAUACUUAUCCUGGAAUGGCGCCCUACAACUCUGUGAACUUUCCAUUAUUAUUUCGUUUCUUUUGUUUGUUUUCGCCCAACGAUCAAGUUGUCGUAUUGGCGACCAGAUCAAAGAAGACUAGCAAAAUUUUAAAUGAUUUACUGUGUUUUGAGCUUAGUUGUGUUUUCACAUUGCCUGUGUAUACGUAUAUGGUUUUAAUGUGCAAUUGAAUAUUUAUUUAUUCUAGUUUUAAUUUUCUGUUACUAAGACUGAACCUCGUAAAUGUAAUUAAAUGUAUGCAGCCUUAAAAACUGUUUACACUGUUACAUCUUCAGAUAGCACUUGAACUGUGAGACUCUUGUACACGAUGAUGGAACGCCUAUAUUUAAAAUAAAAAUAAGCCGUGUUGAUAAACUA
Ciona intestinalis (vase tunicate) is the source of this 2025-nucleotide messenger RNA. The record is from RefSeq and is a predicted model, not a curated record. NCBI's taxonomy places the organism in Eukaryota, Metazoa, Chordata, Ascidiacea, Phlebobranchia, Cionidae.